GAGUGAGUCACUGCUGAGUAUUGAAAUGAGGUUUCUCGCGUGCAUGAGAGUCAGUCGCUGGACCACUGAUGAAUGCAAGAUGAAGCUGAUUCCAAGUCUUUUGCUGCAUUUUCUUUGGAGCCUCCACGUCAGCUCAGAGGACACGCCAACCUUUGGAUCUAAGAAUAUCCCAAGACUUCUGAGUCAAGAAGUCAUCAGCAGAAAAGUUCUCCACCCAGCCUAUCAAAACCACACAGUUUUAUUUUAUCAUGAAGACUCUGGGGAGACAUACGUAGGAGGAACUGACUUUGUGUUCCAGCUUGACUUGGAUCGCUAUCAAAUUGCUCAGGAAAUCCAUCUGGAGGCUACGGGGGAAGAGCCGUGGCAGGAGGGCCCUCGCCAAUAUGUCAUCACUGUCAUCGAGAAGUUUGGGGACAGUCUGUUUGUCUGCGGGACCAACGGACAAAGGCCUCACUGUUGGAAGCUUGGAAGUUCUGCCACUGACAAGAUUGAGCAUCAGGAAGGGACGGGAAUCUCACCGUUUUCGUACACGCAGAACUCACUGUCCCUCACAGUUGAGGGCGAUCUAUACGCUGCCGCACCGCUGGAUACUGAUGGAAGCUCCUUGCAGUUCAGAAGGAAAGCAGGCAGGAGAGCCAAAGUCUGGAUGUACGACAGUUGGGUCUCAGAGCCCACAUUUGUCUCUGCCUCCUGGGUGAAGCGUAAAGACGACCCCGAAAAUGAAAAGAUCUACAUCUUUUUCCGUGAAAAGAACUCUGACCAAAACCCGGAAGCUGAUCCGUGGAUUUCCAGAGUGGCCAGAGUUUGCAAGACUGAUGAAGGCGGAUCAAAGCGAUUUUUCCAGAACACGUGGACAUCUUUUCUCAAGGCUCGACUGGUGUGCGGCUUUCCAGAAGAGUCCCUGUAUUUCAACCGGCUGCAGGACGUCUACGUGCAGCACGCCCCAGACUGGCGGGACACAAGGGUUUAUGCCCUCUUCACCAGCAGCUGGAACGCCACUGCAGUCUGUAUUUAUUCCAUGGAAACCAUUGAAGGCAUUUUUAACAACUCCACCUUCAAGGGCUAUGACAAGGCUGUUCCACAACCAAGGCCAGGAACUUGCGUACGCAACAGCCGCCUACUGCCGCUAGCCACCGUCAGCGUGGUGAGAGAUUAUCCCGAAAUGAGCGACUGGGUCCACUCUGUGCACUACACCAGUCCUUUCUACGUCAGCAACGAUAACUACACCAAAAUAGUCGUGGACCGAGUCCAGGCGGCUGACCUGAGCGCCUACAAUGUUCUGUUGCUGGCCACUGACUCCGGGAAGAUCCAUAAAAUUUUAGAGUCCGGAUCGGAACCUUUCAUCAUCUCCCAAACGGAAAUCUCAAGUCAGUCCAGCAUACAGUCGAUGAAACUGGACUCUAAAAAGAAAAAACUGGUGGUGAGUUUCGCAGAGAAAAUCUCGGUGGUGGACCUCCGGAGUUGUGAUGAGUAUAACAAAUCGUGCGCAGACUGUGUUCUGGCUCGGGACCCCUAUUGUUCCUGGACUCAUUCUGGAUGCACCCCGACUGUCCCUGAGGGCAUUCAAAAUAUUGUUGAUGGGAGAACAAACGUGUGUUCUGCAACCACAUCAGAACAUAAUCAAGUCAACCGGACCAGACGAAACGCCGCACCGCCCGUAGACGACGAUUUCUUGAUUCUGCCCGCUGUGCCCAUGGGUGUCCCUUUCUACCUGUCGUGUCCCAUUGACUCUUACCACGCCGUCUACACGUGGAAACACGGUGACCAGAGCAGGCCUUGCCUCCAGAUGCACUCCAACUGCCUGCUCCUCAUCCCCGCCAUGAGCCGCGAGAGCUACGGCAACUAUGACUGCGUCUCGGAAGAGAGGGACCACGUCAAGGUGGUGAAGAGAUAUCAUCUCACCGAGCAAGAUGGCCGACGUACCAAGGGCGACCGAGCUUCAUCCACAAAGUGAGUCAGUGCUCUGGACUUCUUGUUCACAAACAGUGAGUCUCGCACAUGUUGAGACAGGUGGUUUAGUCCACAAGGAGCAGUGCAGUCUGGCUCUCUUCCAGCCUAUUGGGCGAGUAUAUUGUGUGCACCCCCCGAGUCCUUGGGUGAAUCUCUUUGUUUUGUUCCCCACCACCACCUACCUACCUACCUCUGCUGAGAACAACUCACGGACAAGGAGGCCUUUGUAAAACGUGCAAUAAGACAGCCUUUGUUACUGAAAACCUUCUCAAUGAUAUCGAUUUUAUUUCAACUACUUAUGUUUACUGCACUAUCGUUUGGAUAUUUUUGUAUAGAUGUUUAGAUUAAUAUGAAUUAUAAAGUAUAUUUAUUAGCAAAUUACAUUUUGGUACAAAUCUUUGAAUUACGUCUAUCGAAAUGCAAAAAUGUUCUUAUGUGGCACCGCUCGUCUAAACAUGGUGUUCU
Molecule: messenger RNA, 2415 nt
Organism: Syngnathus acus (greater pipefish)
Lineage: Eukaryota; Metazoa; Chordata; Actinopteri; Syngnathiformes; Syngnathidae
Gene: sema7a
Product: semaphorin 7A
Exons: 15
Coding region: 26-1954 (642 amino acids)
Biological process (GO): integrin-mediated signaling pathway; positive regulation of macrophage cytokine production; positive regulation of axon extension
Molecular function (GO): chemorepellent activity; integrin binding; semaphorin receptor binding
Source: RefSeq, a predicted model, not a curated record